AUGGCUUCUGCUUCAUCUUCAUCUUCUUCUACAAAUUGGAUCAUGGAAAGCGGUGAGAUUCCUCAUGUUCUUGCUGUUGAUGAUAGUCUUAUUGAUCGCAAACUUGUUGAGAAACUCCUUAGAAAUUCCUCUUGCAGAGUUACAACUGCUGAAAAUGGACUAAGGGCAUUGGAGUUGUUGGGCUUGACAAAUGGUGAACACAGCACCUUGAAUGGAAGAUCUAAAGUAAACUUAAUCAUCACAGACUAUUGCAUGCCAGGGAUGACAGGCUAUGAGUUACUUAAGAAAAUCAAGGAAUCAUCUGUAAUGAGAGAGGUCCCGGUAGUAAUCAUGUCAUCUGAGAACAUACCAACAAGAAUCAACAAGUGUCUGGAAGAAGGAGCUGAAAUGUUCAUGUUAAAGCCACUAAAAGAGUCUGAUGUAAGAGAACUGACAUGUCAGUUAAUGAAUCUAGGAAGGUGA
Messenger RNA from Vicia faba (fava bean), 462 nucleotides. NCBI's taxonomy places the organism in Eukaryota, Viridiplantae, Streptophyta, Magnoliopsida, Fabales, Fabaceae. The record is from the annotation of a GenBank genome assembly.